AUGCUUUAACCAAAAUAAUUGCAUAUACCUACGGUUCCGUAGAUAUAAGAAAAUGAAUAUUCAAAAUAAUCAUUUGAAGAUAAUGUCUUGAAAAUUUAGAAUGAUUCAUUGGCAACUAGAUUGGACUAUUUAAAAAAAACAAUAAAAGAACAAAAAUAAAUAAUCACAGAAUUAGUUGAGAGAGAAAUAAGACAUUAAAAAUUUUUCAGUUUUUUGGAAAUUGUAUGGAGAGGGUUUCUUUAAAGAAGUUUGAGAAUAGAAAGUAUUGUAAAGAAAAAAGGACUUUUGGAAAACAAAUACUUGAAUGCUUUUUAAUAUUUGGAUGAUGUAAGAUAAUAAAAAUAUAUAUUUAGAUUUUUAAUAGUCAAUAUUUACUUUGUAAUAAUAUAGAAGGUCAAUUCAAAAAAUAAAUAAGUCAUAAAUUUGAGUAAUUUUUGAGAAUAAUAGAAAAUAUAUAUUUUGAAAUAUCUCUAGAAUAUAGUGAAUUUAUGGAUAUGAUUAAGGAGAGAACAAAUUAAUUAUUAGAUUUAGAAGAGUAGGAUUAUAUGGCAUAUGUAAAAAAAUUAAUAAGUACAAAUAAAGAUAUAAUGAAAAAGAAUUAAGAUAUAGAAUAAAAUUUGAAAUAGAUAUAAAAAAUAAAGGAAAAAAAAUUAAGUGAUUUAGAUGGUUAAAUAGGAUUUUAAACAAUUUAUUAGUUAUAAUCUUUGAUUGCAGAUGGUAAGAAAUAAAAUGAAAUUUUGAGUAGAAGAUUAAGAAUUUUGAUGAAUUAUAAUGAAAAAUCUAUAAAUUAAAAAUUGAUUGAAGAAGAAGAAAAUUAUGAAUGUAUUUGUGGAGGAGUUUAAAUGAGAUAAAUUGGAUUCAAUAAUCAAUUAGAUUUUGUUAGAUAAUCAUAUGAUAAUAGUGAAGAUCGAUAAUUAUAAUUAACAAAAUUGGAUAGAAAAAAUUAAUUAUAAAAUAAUUUUAUUAAUUCAAUUUAAUAAUUAUUAUUAAAAACAUUAAAGAGUAAAUAAUUAAAAAUCACAGCUAUUGAAGAUGAUUAAAUUAAUGUUACAUUUUCUUAAUCUGAGAUUAAAGAUUUAGAAUAAAUUUUAAAUACCUAUUAGAUAUUAUAAACAUAAAAUAAAAAAUACUAAUAAUAAGUAACAUCAUAAUUAGUGAAAAUUAAAGAAUUAGAAAUUAAUAAUGAAUAUAGAGAAGAUCAAUUUGUGGAAUCUGAAACUUUUAGUAUUUUACAAUCUCAAAAUAUGAAUUUAAUUGAUGCAAAUUCUUAAUUAACUCAAUAAUUGUAAAAUUUAUAAACUUAGUAUUAAGAAUUAACAAAUUCAAAAUAAUUUGAUAUAAAUUAAUUGAAAAAUCUUUAUGAAAUUGAAAUUUAGAAAUUGACAAGUGAAAUUUGUUAAUUUAAGAAAUUUUAAAAUGAUUAAUAAUUUGGAAUUAGAAAUGUAUAUCAUGAAUGUGAGAGAUACAAUUAAAAUUUGAAAGAGAGAUAUGAUUAAGCUUAAAAGAUAAUAGAUGCUCAAAGUGGUGAAAAUAAUGUAUUAAAGUCGGCUAAUAAAGAGUUGAGAAAUACUUUGGAUGAAUUAACAAAGUAAUAAUAAGAACUUUAAAAUAAAUAAAAUGAGCUUGAAAUGGUAUAUAUAUAUAUAUGAAAUUGAUAGAAAAAUGUUCUAAUAAUGGCUAGAAUUCCAGGAGAAUUUAAUAUUGAUUAAAUAACCUUUAGACAUAAUAAACAUAAAGAAUACAUAUAAGAAACAUUAUAAAUUAUAAAUAGACAUUAACCAUAAUUUAAAGAGAAAUUUUAAGAAUUAAUUGGUUAUAUAAAAACUAGAGAUUAAAGAAUUGAUUAGUUUGAAAAAGAAAUAAGCAAAAAGGAUAAAUAAAUUUAAGAUUAAAAAAGACAUUUAUAAAUGAUGAUGGAUGAAACUGAUUAUAAUUCUAAAAUAUAUGAAGAAGUUAUGGCUAAAUCUAAAAUGAUUGAAUAAUAAUUAUCAAUCAAAGAAAAAAAUGAGGCUGUUUUAAUCCAAGAUAAAUAAGCUGAAAAAACCAAAUUUGAAAAUGAAAGAAUUUAAUUCAAAGAAAAAGAAAGAUAAUAAUAAGAAUUAAUUAAUUAGUUAUAAUAAUAAAGAAAUAAUUAAACCUAAUUGAUUUAAAAAUACUCUUAAGAGAAAUAUUAAGUUGAUUAAAAUCAUGGAGAAUUAGUUAAAUAAUUAGAAUUAUAUAAAUCAUAAUAUGAAAAAUUAUUGUCAGAAUAAAGUACUAUUAAAAUUGAAAGAGACUGUUAUUUUUAAAAGAUUUAAAAAUCAAAAUUAAUUAAUGAGGAAUCUUUACUUGAAAUAGAUAAAUUAAAAUAAAAGAUUAUUGAAUUAGAAAUUAAUAUUGAAUCUUAAUAGUCCUUACUAGAUAAUCCUGCAUAAUUAGAAUAAAUAAAAGGAUAUCUUAUUUUAAAGAAAGAUGAUUCACUUUUAGAAUAGUCAUAAAUGUAAAAAGUUAAAACCACUGCAUGUUGUAGUGAUUGCAAAACACAAUUAAAAGAAGUAAUCAUAUAAAAAUGUAUGCAUAUGCUUUGCAAAUCAUGUGGGGAAAUUGCUUAAUUAAAGGAGUCUUGCCCAAUUUGUAAAAUCAGUAUAAAUAUCAUUGAUAUAUGGGCAACAAAAGUGUAGGAAUGAAAAAUAGAG
Paramecium sonneborni is the source of this 2675-nucleotide messenger RNA. NCBI's taxonomy places the organism in Eukaryota, Ciliophora, Oligohymenophorea, Peniculida, Parameciidae. The record is from the annotation of a GenBank genome assembly.